AUGACACUACACAACAUCAAUUUCAAAACUGAGGUCAAAGAGAUUCCAAAGGCGCAACUCGAGAAAACCAAUGAUUCUCCUAAUUACACCGGUGGCUUUGGUGAUGUCUGGAAAUGCAUCUACUCUACCUCUAGUGAUUCCUCUCUCACAGUUGCAAUCAAGGUGGUGAGGGUCCCUGACGCUAGUGAAACGGAACUGUUGAAAAAGACUGCAUGGGGUAUCCGACGUGAGGCCCACGUCUGGGCCAACUUGAAAGACGACCACGUCCUCUCGCUUCAUGGAAUUACAACUGGUUUCGGAGUCUUACCAGCGUUUGUUUCAUCAUGGAUGACGAAAGGGUCUCUCGAAAACUACCUGAAAAAGGAACCCAAACCCGAUCUUUCGACGUCGCUCGACAUGUCACGUCAAAUAGCAUUCGGUCUCAAGUAUUUGCAUGAAAACGACGUUGUCCAUGGCGAUUUGACACCGACCAACGUACUCAUCGAUAGUGACGGCAAGCUUCGCCUCGCAGACUUCGGUCUCUCAUUGAUUCUCGCAGAAUCGGGAAAUCCUACAUUUAACUCCUGCCACGCGGGUAACGUGCGUUGGAUGGCUCCCGAAAUGGUUGAGGAGCAGGCAAAGCCAACAAUGCCCGCAGACGUAUAUUCUCACGGUUGUAUCAUGCUUCAGCUACUUUGUGGUCAAGAACCUUACUUCCCGCUGAUGAAUGCGUUUCACGUGAUGACAGCGAUAGUGAGAGGAAGAAAGCCCUUCGGCCAACUCACCGGCGUUGACAAAGUCCAUGAGCAGUAUUGGCUGAAAUGCCUGUCCAUUGAAUCCCAGGAUCGACCUGAAGUCACGGGAAUCGUAGCUUUCAUAGAAACCGAGCUGCAGAAGCUUCAAUGA
Messenger RNA from Suillus fuscotomentosus, 885 nucleotides. Its product is annotated as kinase-like domain-containing protein. Bases 1 to 885 code for a protein of 294 amino acids. The record is from RefSeq and is a predicted model, not a curated record. NCBI's taxonomy places the organism in Eukaryota, Fungi, Basidiomycota, Agaricomycetes, Boletales, Suillaceae. Gene Ontology annotation, biological process: protein phosphorylation. The transcript is spliced from 7 exons. Gene Ontology annotation, molecular function: protein kinase activity; ATP binding.